UUAAAAAUAUUGAAUAUGAAACCAACUAAACCCUUAACUGCCCGCGAGCAAGUCCAAGUAGAUAACUUUUUAACCCAAUUUGUCCCUCACUACUCCACUUUUAAUUUCAGUCCCCUAGAAAUAGAAUUAAUUGCUGAUGCCUUAGAAACCGUUCAAAAUAAUUACAAUUUAAAACCCAAAAACUCAACUAUUUACACUCCACCCGAAGCUUGCUAUCCUGUUUAUGGAAUUGACCUUAAAGUUCACAGCCCACUCUAUUCGGUUCAAGAUUUUUUAACUUGGGAUGGAAUAGAUGGCGACCUUUUGAAAGCAAUGAAACCAAUAGUUUAUAAGCCUAAUCCUCAAUUAGUCCUCUGCAACCCUCCUUUUAAUGGCUAUGGCAGCCAAUUAGGCAGUGAAGUCUGA
Molecule: messenger RNA, 405 nt
Organism: Funneliformis geosporum
Lineage: Eukaryota; Fungi; Glomeromycota; Glomeromycetes; Glomerales; Glomeraceae
Source: the annotation of a GenBank genome assembly